This is a messenger RNA of Sorghum bicolor (sorghum), 1563 nucleotides long. RefSeq names its product exopolygalacturonase. The transcript has 3 exons. Lineage: Eukaryota; Viridiplantae; Streptophyta; Magnoliopsida; Poales; Poaceae. Gene Ontology annotation, biological process: carbohydrate metabolic process. Gene Ontology annotation, molecular function: polygalacturonase activity. The record is from RefSeq and is a predicted model, not a curated record. The coding region runs from base 221 to 1435 and encodes 404 amino acids.
ACAAGGUAAACGUUGGUGCUCACGGCAAGAGCAGCUACCAGGCCCUAUAACAAACAAGCAAUAUACAACUGCGCGGUCCCAAGAACAACAGGCCGUAAAAAACAUGCUCGGAGCAAUGCGUGUUUGCCAAUUCCGUGCAUGCACGAUGCGUGUACUGUUGGCUAGCUUUAAUUCGACCAGUUCUUCCAGAUCGAGCUGACGGCGUACCCACAGCCAAGCCAUGCCACUGCGCUUCGCCGCCGCUCUGCUUCUUCUCCUGGCCACGGCGGCGUCGUCGUGGUGGUUCGCAGAGGUCGCCGCUGCCGGCCGCGUCUUCAACGUCUCGGACUUCGGCGCCGUCGCCGACGGGCGCACGGACGAUUCCGAGGCUUUCCUGCGGGCGUGGACCAAGGCGUGCGCGACGCCGGGGAGAGCCGCCGUCGUCGUCCCCAGGGGCGACUACCUGCUGCACCCGCUGGUGUUCCGGGGCCCGUGCAAGGGCUACAUGGAGGUCCACGUCGCCGGCGUCCUCCGCGCGCCGCCGGGACUCGCCGCCUUCCGUGGCUGCCGCGAGUGGGUCCACUUCUCCAGCAUCGACGGGCUGCUCGUCACCGGCGGCGGCACCUUCGAUGGCCGCGGCGCCACGGCGUGGCCGCUCAAUCAGUGCCCUCAGAAACGCGACUGCAAGCUUCUCCCCACCUCCAUCAAGCUGGGGCUGGUGAGGAACGCGACGAUCACGGGGGUGACGUCGCUGGACAGCAAGUUCUUCCACGUCACGGUGGUGGGCAGCCACGACGUGGCGAUCCACCGCGUGAGCAUCCGGGCGCCGCGGAGCAGCCCCAACACGGACGGCGUGCACAUCCAGGGCUCCUCCAACGUGCGCGUCACGGACUCGGCCGUGGCCACCGGCGACGACUGCGUCUCCGUCGGCCCGGGCGCCUCCGACGUGGUGGUGUCCGGGGUGUCGUGCGGCCCCGGGCACGGCAUCAGCGUCGGCAGCCUCGGCAGGUACCCCGGCGAGGAGGACGUCCGCCGGCUGCGCGUGGCCAACUGCACCCUCGCCGGCACCUCCAACGGCGUGCGCAUCAAGACGUGGCGCGGCGGCACCUGGCCCACCGCCGUCACCGGCCUCGUCUUCGAGGACAUCGUCAUGAGGAAGGUCCACAACCCCAUCAUCAUCGACCAGGAGUACUGCCCCUACGCCUCCUGCCGCGAAUCGGAGCAGCGGCCGUCGGCGGUGAGGAUAAGCGACGUCAAGUUCCGGAACAUCCGGGGCGAGUCGGCGACCAAGGUCGCCGUCAAGCUGUCGUGCAGCGAGGCGAGCCCGUGCCGGGAGCUGGAGCUCAGGGACAUCGACCUGCGCUACGUCAAGCGCGGGGUGGCGACGCAGUCACGGUGCGCGCACGUCGCCGGCGGUGUGGUCGGCGGCACGCUGGUCCCUCCCUCUUGCAUAUGAAGUGUACCAGUGAUGGAUCGGACAGCUGAAAAGGGGAACUGUACUUUUUGCUUGCUUACUACUAGAUGUGAAUUGAAAAUCAUUAGUGAAAGAAUGACAUAGGAGCACAUCAUCAGAGCUGUAAUUGU